AUGGUUUAUGGAACAACGGACGAUUUUCUGUAUAUCGCCACAGGGAAAGGGCUCGGCAUUGAUGGCCGCGAGACUUACUACAACGAUUUAUGGAGAUUUGAUUUUGAAAGAAAGUCAUGGGAGCAAGUAUCAACAUCAAAAAAUCCUAGUCCACGUUACUCAGCGUUUGGUGGUGUUCGUGAGUUUUACUUUUUCCUUUCACACGGUACUAAUGACGAGGAACAAUAUUCCAAUACCUUUACAUUUGAUGUGGAUCGACCUUCUCGUGGAUGGACGGAAAUCCACUUGGGAAUUAGCAAGUAUGACCCCAAACAACCACAUGCUCGACAACAGUCAACUGGUACUAUCCUCUCUGAUGAUAAAGUAUUAAUGUUCGGAGGAUGUCUGAGUGGUUUAGGAUCCGGUGGACCAUGUCCAUCGGACGAUUCAUGGACAUAUACAGCUGUAAAGGGUUGGUCUCAGUUGAAUCGUUGCUCCUCGCCGAAAAUCUCCUCGGCUAUGGCGCGUCUGCCAAAAGGAAAUGCGUCAUAUGAAAGAGUGAUUCUCUGGGGUGGAAAUGCUGAUAGCAGAACAACUCUAAAGCUGGAUGACAAUCGGGAGGACGAAAUUUUGGUGUUUGAUGAGAACGAAAACGAAUGGAAGAUCAAGAAAACCCAAGCAAGGAUUGCGUUUCCAUCUCAACGUGUGGGUCACGUGAUGGUCACCACCACGGAUGGCGUUGUCAUGUUUGGUGGUGAGGAACUGAGCUCUGGUCAAUACCUCUCUGACAUAUGGUUAUUACGGGGCAGAAGCAUCGACGCUGAGCGAAGUAGAGAUGGACGCGAUUGUGGACGUCAAUAUUUCAAUCUCAUCAUGCUUCAUGGUGUCUUCAUGUUCAUUGGUUUUGCUGUCUUUUCUAACAUGGCAAUAUUUGUUGCAAGGUGUUUUCGUUUUCUUCAGCCGCUGUGGUUGAAGAUGCACAUUAUAUUACAUGUAGGUAUAUGAACGUCGGUAUAUGACACAAAUUCAGUAGACAAAAAGAAAUUUAAAUAUCUAAAUCAUAAAGUGGCUUUCUCUACUUUGUUUGAAAGUGGGUAAAGAGCUGACAGUCGAGUUCGGUUAUUUUUGUUGACGCAUUUUGUCGAAGGGCAAACAUAUAUUAGUCACUAUAUAAUUGACACCAUUUAAUUGUCCCUAUAUACUUGACAUAAACAAUUUUUUAAAGAAAA
Messenger RNA from Xenia sp. Carnegie-2017, 1208 nucleotides. RefSeq lists its product as uncharacterized. The transcript has 6 exons. NCBI's taxonomy places the organism in Eukaryota, Metazoa, Cnidaria, Anthozoa, Malacalcyonacea, Xeniidae. Gene Ontology annotation, molecular function: protein binding. The record is from RefSeq and is a predicted model, not a curated record. Bases 1 to 984 code for a protein of 327 amino acids.